Molecule: messenger RNA, 720 nt
Organism: Penicillium longicatenatum
Lineage: Eukaryota; Fungi; Ascomycota; Eurotiomycetes; Eurotiales; Aspergillaceae
Product: putative RAS small monomeric GTPase
Exons: 3
Coding region: 1-720 (239 amino acids)
Biological process (GO): signal transduction
Cellular component (GO): plasma membrane
Molecular function (GO): GTPase activity; GDP binding; GTP binding
Source: RefSeq, a predicted model, not a curated record
AUGGCAGACAACAUCUCAGUAACCAUCUGCGGCGACGGAGGAUGCGAGGAUUCAUACUCAGUCACCCGCACUGUCGACGGCCUCCCCUACUUCCUGUCCAUCACUGACACCGCCGGUCAGGAGGAAUACCGCGGACUAUGGACCGCCAACACCCUCAAAUCCGAUGCCUUCCUCUUGGUCUACGACAUUACAAACCCCUCCAGUCUGGAAACCUUGGAUCAUUUCAUGGAUCUGAUCGAUAUGGAAGCCGAACAGCGUGUGGAGGAUAAUCAACGAUUGCGCAAAGAGCUCGGUCCUACCGCCGGACCGGGGGUGGGCACGCCGCCGCCCGUGAAGAUUGUGGCUGGGAACAAAUGCGACCUGAAAGACGGGCGCGCCGUCACCUCUCGAGAGGGGCUAGAGUAUGCGCGUCGACAUGGGUGCGGAUUUAUGGAAACGAGUGCGCGGGAGAUGGUCAACAUCGAAGAGACCUUUGCUCAUUUGGUCCGUCGCGUCGUUGAAGCCCGCAGGAUCCAUUUGCAGGGCCCAGAUCGGCCCUCGUCUCGAACUGGUCAGUCCGUUCAUACGACUGCAUUGCCCCCAACCACGACGGAGGUGACCAAGCGCCCCCGGGCGCGACGAUUGUUCGGCAUUGGUCAAGGCCGAGAAUCUCCCGAGACCGAUACGGACGAGACGCAGGGAUGUUUAUUCCGGCGACUGUGCUGUGUGUGUUGUGGAUAA